Brassica napus (rape) is the source of this 3618-nucleotide messenger RNA. RefSeq lists its product as uncharacterized. Gene Ontology annotation, molecular function: nucleic acid binding; RNA-DNA hybrid ribonuclease activity. NCBI's taxonomy places the organism in Eukaryota, Viridiplantae, Streptophyta, Magnoliopsida, Brassicales, Brassicaceae. The record is from RefSeq and is a predicted model, not a curated record. Bases 2674 to 3534 code for a protein of 286 amino acids. The transcript is spliced from 2 exons.
UCAAUCAGUGCCGGUCCUAGGAAAUCUUAGACUAAUAGCAAAUUUUUAAAAAGGCCAUUUUUCUGAGAUUCGAAUCUAGGUUAGGGACAAGAGAAGUUAGUAACCUUGAGAUUUUACCACUAGACCAAAUUUUGAAAUUUUGUGGCUGAGAUUUUUCAGCCAAUGCUUGAUUCAAUGAGGGUUUUCAAGUAGACCCGAACUGUAAGUUGUGCAACUAUAACGAGACGCAAGACCAUGAGUUCUUUAUGCGUUCUGAUAAUAAUAUGUAGACAAACCCAACCUUCCAUUUCCUUCCAGCGAUAUUCACGCUAAACUAGGGGUAAAAGCGGCAUCAUACACUACACAGACCUAAUUUGUCACCCUUUUUAUUUUCUCGCUUGUUGGUAAGGUAUUUGGACAUUUCUUGGCUAGGUUGUUAUUUGUUAAGUGUCGCAAUAAAACCCGAAAAGUCAUCUGCAGAAAGAGCCAAUAUCUAAAGCCUAGACUGGUUUUGGAUGCUUUUGUGUUAUGCCGAUGUGUCGCCAUCGGUCAGAUGACUCAGAUCAACAUGGAAAGAGACAUAUAACGAUAAAUUGAAAAGAAAGAAAAAUGAUAAAAUGCCUACGUAGAGAGUGAUUACGUCAUUGUUAAUGCAAAAAAAUGUCAUAGCACACACAUACACUAUAAGCUUUCUGGUGAGAGAGAUAGAACAGAGAGCUUAUUAUCCUGAAGCAAAUAAGAUUUGAAAAGAGAAUCGGACAAAGAAAAAUAAUCGUAAUGAAAACCUUAGAGAAGAAGAAAAUAUAUUUAACGAUUCUGCUCCAACCCUUAUCAAAAUUUUAGAUUCUGCUGUAUUCUUCUUUGUUCUGUAGAUGGUUUCUCUUGGAAAUUUCUGAGCAAACUAGAGAAACCUUAACCACAAAUGUUUUUUUUCCUAUAGCUUUGUUGUGAAGUUUCUACCCAUCCAUAAUUUUAUUUUUCUUUUAUGGUAAAAGGUACAUACAGUUCCCAAAUUUCCAAUAUGUGUUUUAAGAGCUUGUUCUUUUUGUUAUAACUUUCAACCACUAUAUACACCUGAUUUUUAAUUCUUUUGUUGAAUUUUGACUUUUUGAAAAGUAAACAUGGUAAAACAAGGGAGAAGAAUCAUGCAUGACGAUUCAUGAUUUUUAUGAGAAACAAUUGUCACAUAGUCUAGUCUAUGCAACCAUUCUAGUUAUGCAAUACAGCACUGAGACAUGGAUACCAUUUGUUUUAUCGUUGAUUCUUUGAAUAUAUUGAAAACUAGUAACUGUGAGAUUAGUGAAAAGUUGAAAUGAAAUGAAGUAAUCAUAAGCUGAAUAUUUUAUUUAUAAUAUAUACAAAAGCAAUAGAAAAUUUUAAAACCAUAUCAAGGAGUUAAUAAAUACUUGAAUACUAUGCAAAUAUCUCGUUGCAAUAUGAGUUCUUUCCCUGUAAGAGAAAAUUCAUUCUCAAAUAUCAGUUUUGAUAUUCAUCUUCCGAUUGUUCAACUAGUGCCUUCUUUAGUUUUCUCCAAACUUCUCAAGAAUAAAAAGUUUUACGCACAAUUAACCAAUUUUAUCAUACUUCCAAAAUCUAUUUUCCAAUAAUGAUAUGUUACACUUGCUAUGAUGAGUAGACAUGAAACUCAACAUAUGAGCUAAAUGGAAAGUUUGAACUUUUCUAGUCCUUCUCCUUUCGAAGAUUGAAUAACUCUCUCUAUCAUUUUGUUAAAUGAGAAAUAUCAUUCAUUAUCAACAUAAAAUAGAGCUUCAGAAAUUUUCUGAUUUUCGCAAAUUAAAGAUUCUCAUAUUAGGCAAAAGAGUAUUCAUCCGUGGGAUAUUAAAAAGAAGAUUUGUCAAAAAAUAAUAGUUCAUUUUUAAAUUUCCGCUAUUUUUUCCAGUAAAUCUUUUCUCUUUCUUUUGCCAAAAAAAAAAAAAUGUUGAAGUGUUAAGAAACUUCUGAAAAUUAACGUCUCUUUACAUAUUCUCCAUUCUGGACUAAAACGAAAAACCCUAAAGCUAUAGCUAAAAGAGAAGAAAAAUCUCCAUUCAAUAUUGAAAGGCCAAAGGAAGAAGUUGAACCAACAUUAGUGUUAUAACUUAUAAAUAGAGAAACAAAACGAAAACAAAUAUUUACUACAGUUGAUACAAGAAUCUCAUUUUUUAGUGACAGAAUAUUCCCCUAGAUCCUCUAUUGAUCCUCCCGAUUCUUCUUUGAUAUAGUGGUUUCUCAAAUGGUUUUACAAGAAUACCACUAGCUUGCUUGUUCUCAUAUGAAAAUAUAAUUUAUGUCCAGGGUGGACCCAUCAAAAGAGAUGAAGGAGACCAAAGAAAAGAGACAAAAGGGCUUACGUGUAGAGGGACGACGUCAUUGUGAAUGUCGCAAACGUCAUAGCACGCACAGGGACACUCACUUCCGGGGCAGAGAAGAGAGAGAGAGGGAGGGCAUAUUAUUUGUGUAAAGCACAGACUUCGGAGUCAACAUUCAUUAUAUUUUCAAAAUAAAAAACAGAAAGAAAUCAGUAGAAGAAAAAUAAAUUCAAAGGAUCUGACCAAACACACUAACUUCCAAACAUAACCCUUUAAGAACAUCUCAGUUGUGUUGAACAAAAAAAAGGGGGUAUAUAUCUCAGUUGUCAACAGUUUUUUUGUGUUCUAUAGGUAGUUUCUUGGAGCAGGAACCUUCUCGCCAAAGAUGAAAGUCUUCUUAUGGUCCAUGGUGCAAAGAGCUCUUCCUUUGGGGGAAAACCUACAGCGAAGAGGAAUCACAUCAGACGUAUCGUGCCCACACUGCAAGGCAACGGAAACAUCAAUCCAUACUUUCUUCUUGUGCCCGUUCGCUCAAAAGGUUUGGGAAAAGAUCCCCCUGCAUCAUACAGUUCACAUAGCUGCAGACGACACUAUUGAAACCAUCCUGUCCAAGUUCCGUAACACGAUAUGCCUACCACCCUCAGGAGUAUCAUCUCCUAUAUUCCCCUGGACCUGUUGGACCAUAUGGACAACAAGAAAUAAGUUAAUCUUCGAGAAUCUAUCCUCUAGCCCUGAAGAGAUAGUCGCAAAAAGCAUAACUUUGGCAAGAGAGUGGAGUACGGCUCAAGCAAAGGAACCAAAGCAGAACACCACGUUCCCUGGACAAACAACGCGACAAGGACAAGAACCUCCGAGGUAUCGACCACUCCCCCCCGAUACGAUCACUUGCAAGACAGACGCAUCGUGGGACAAAACAACAAGGAGAGCAGAACUAGCUUGGAUCUGUUCAGGAAGCGAAGGGAACACCAUACAACAAGGCACUGAGUUACAAGAAUCCGUCGCUUCACCCCUCGUGGCUGAGGCUCUCGCUGUUAGAUCAGCAAUCAUCGCAGCAACAUCAAAGGAGAUCAAAAACCUUCGAGUGUUGUCUGACUCUUCAACGCUCAUCAGAGCUAUUACCACCAAUCGACAGGAAAAGGAAAUCUUCGGAAUCGUCUUCGACAUAUCCAACAGAUCUUUUCUGUCUUUCAAUCUAUCUCUUUCGAUUAUCUACCUAGGGCUCAAAAUUUGCAAGCCGAUCGCUUAGCAAAAGAAACUCUUCGUUCUUCUUUUUCUGCAUGUAUCGGGCCUCUAGUGGGCUAAACAAAUCUUCGGGGUUUUAUUAAUAUAU